Plasmodium inui San Antonio 1 is the source of this 297-nucleotide messenger RNA. RefSeq lists its product as hypothetical. The transcript is spliced from 2 exons. The record is from RefSeq and is a predicted model, not a curated record. Lineage: Eukaryota; Apicomplexa; Aconoidasida; Haemosporida; Plasmodiidae. The annotation marks the transcript as partial.
GACACAAGAGAAAUCAAAACAGGAAGCCAUCAGAGGAAAUAUGUCAGACUAAGCCAGCCUAACGGGUGCCCCCCAAACGACUCCGAGGAGAUAGUAGGAGGGGGGGAGAAGAUGCUAUCUUCAAAGUCUUUUCUAAUCAAUCACGGGGGACUAAAAUCAAAGGAGUUAGAGCUUAAUCCAGGAAGCCUAGGUUUCUCCUCUAGGGAAGACAACGAAGCCGAUCCGAAAAUGGAGAAGAGACUACGUCAUACUAUCUGGGAUUGUGCGGAGAGUCAGGACCACCCCACUAGCAAUUAA